Cherax quadricarinatus is the source of this 1388-nucleotide messenger RNA. RefSeq lists its product as uncharacterized. Lineage: Eukaryota; Metazoa; Arthropoda; Malacostraca; Decapoda; Parastacidae. The record is from RefSeq and is a predicted model, not a curated record.
UAGCAGCGGUGGUGAGAGUAGGUCCACCCUGGGACGCUCCUCGAUCUCCCUCAGAAGCCUGGGAAUUAUUGCAGACUUUGCAGAUAAAGCCCGUCUAGAGCUACACCUGCUGCCAUCAUCUUCGUCUGAUUGACAGUUAUUGCAGGUGGAGAAGGAUGUCCCUGGCAGUGAUGUGGGCAGCUGUGAUGUGCUUCUCUGGGGUCAUAAACAUCGUGUGUCCCCACCCCAGAGCCACAUCCUGGGGAAACCACCUCCUGUUCCCCAGCACUACCCCUGAGGAUUCCCCAGCCAUGUCCUUCCUUUGGAAAUACGCUCCUGAUGAGGCCGAAGAAGCGAGGCCUCCAGGCUCACGCCUUCAGGAGAACGAUAGAGUAAGCAUCAGCAACCUUUCGAAGCUCUACCCAGGAAGUACCUCAGUGAGCUCUCUCCCCGGAAGUACAUCAGGAAACUCUCUCCUAAGCCGCAUGCGUCGCAGCAACCUCCUCCGUCAGGAGGAUCUGGAGGCCCUAAACGGCAUCCCGCAGCAUCAGAAGGCUGAGGUUAUGAAAAGAGCCAUCAGCCUUUGGGUGACUUUGCACCCCCAGACUAUUCCAGGACCACGCACGCAGGGACAGAGGAGUGCCCCCAGGGAUCCUGACGAUGGUGACGCCCCCGUUAGGACUUAUGGUCAACCAUUACGCUGGGGAAGAUAAUUAUUCACACGCCCACACCGCCUACAGCACGCCCUCACGCCCAUUGCACGACCAUACGCUUACGAGAUGUCUGUACUUUCACAGCCAGACUAUGAGCCAAUCACACGCAAAUAUGCGCAACCGCACGCCCAUCACACGCAAAUAUGCGCAACCGCAAGCCCAUCACACGCAAAUAUGCCCAACCGCACGCCCAUCACACGCAAAUAUGCCCAACCGCACGCCCAUCACACGCAAAUAUGCCCAACCGCACGCCCAUCACACGCUAAUAUGCCCAACCGCACGCCCAUCACACGCUAAUAUGCCCAACCGCACGAUCUUGAGCCUGAUACACACACACACAGCACCCCCCACACACACACACAUACACACACACACACACACAUACAACACACACACACACACACACACACACACACACACACACACACACACACACACAGGGAGAGAGAGGACCUAAUAGCAAUCAGCGAAGGUGCGGGACCAGGAGCUAGGACUCGACCCCUGCAACCACAAAUAGGUGAGUACAAAUAGGUGAGUACACACACACAUACACACACACACACACACACCACACACACACACACACACACACACACACACACACACACACACCACACACACACACCACACACACACACACACACACACACACACACACACACACACACACACACACACCACACACACACACCACAC